UCCACCGCCAUACCGUGAAUUUAUCGUUUAUUUGAUUUGUUAUCAGCGCGCCAGAGGCCAGAUAUCACCGCGGCGGGUUCACACUUCGUAGACAUGUAAGCAAACGUGCUGUUUUAAAGAAGAAACGGCCGCCAGGGGGGAUUAAAACGCGACAGGAAAAGUCUCCAUCCCCCCGUUGAAUCAGCGCUAGCGGGUUGACAGCUCUGUUAGCCAGGUUAGCACGACGUUCUGAACAUAAAAGGAUGGCGCCUGUCUUGGUGCUCUGGCUGGCUUUGUCCCUCAGUGGGACUUGGGCUGUGGACAGGGGCAACUUCAAGACAUGUGACCAGAGUGCCUUCUGCAAGCGUCAGCGAGCGUUGAAGCCUGGUGAGUCUCCUUAUCGGGCCCUGCUGGAGACCAUGGAGCUGACCAACACCAGACUCACGCUGCAGCUCAUCAAUGACAACAAUAAGGUGCGUCUGCUGCUUGAGCUCUACCGUCUCCAGGGAAACAUGACGAGGGUGAAGAUUAACGAGCUGAAGCCGCUGAAGCCUCGCUAUGAGGUCCCAGACGUGCUCAUCAGGGAGCCGCCUACUGAGCCCCUGUCUCUCCUGUCUCAGGACGAGAACGGGGUGGUGCUGUCAUUGGGGGCGGAGUCUCAGAGGGUCAUCCUCAGCGCCCGGCCCUUCCGGUUGGACAUCAUGGAAGGGCGAGAAGUGCUGAUGUCUCUGAAUUCACGUGGCCUGCUGGCCUUUGAGCACCUGAGGAUGCGCAAGGACACUUUCUCCUAUAAAGUAACUAGCACAGUGGCUAGCGUGUGGGAUAAUAUCAAGAGGGUAUUCUCUAGUCAGGCAGACCCAGAGGGCGAGAAGAAAGAGGACGCUGAUCAGGCAAACCAGGCCGAGAAAGCCAAAGAAGAGGAAGAGAAAGUAGAAGACGGGAUGUGGGAGGAAACAUUUAAAUCGCACUCAGACACCAAACCUAAUGGUCCCUCUGCUAUUAGUUUAGACUUUUCAUUGCCGGGUGUGGAGCACGUCUACGGCAUCCCAGAACACGCAGACACCCUCAGACUGAAAACUACAGAUAAUGGAGAUCCAUAUCGCCUCUAUAACUUGGAUGUGUUCCAGUACGAGCUGUAUAACCCCAUGGCCCUUUAUGGCGCUGUCCCAGUCAUGUUGGCCCACAACGCCCAGCGAACCACAGGUAUCUUCUGGUUCAAUGCUGCUGAGACCUGGGUGGAUAUCAGCUCCAACACAGCUGGAAAGACUGUGUUUGGAAAAAUGUUGGAUUACGUUCAAGGCUCUAGCGAGACUCCCCAGACAGAUGUGCGUUGGAUCUCUGAAAGCGGCAUUAUUGAUGUCUUCAUCAUGCUUGGGCCAACACCCCAAGAUGUCUUCUCUCAGUAUGCCUCCCUCACAGGCACCCAGUCCUUCCCUCCCCUUGCUGCUGUGGGCUACCACCAGUGCCGCUGGAACUACAACGACCAGGAGGACGUGACUUCGGUGGAUGCUGGCUUUGACGAGCACGACAUCCCCUAUGACUACAUCUGGCUUGACAUUGAGCACACGGACGGCAAGCGCUACUUCACCUGGGAUCCACACAAGUUUGCAACACCAAAGGAAAUGCUGCAGGGUCUGGUGGACAAGAAACGCAAGAUGGUGGCCAUUGUGGACCCUCAUAUCAAAGUAGACAGCAACUACAAGAUCCACAAUGAAAUCCGGAGUCGGGGUUUCUAUAUCAAGAACAAAGAUGGUGGAGACUACGAGGGCUGGUGCUGGCCUGGUAGUGCCGGCUAUCCAGACUUCACUCGUGCAGACAUGAGGGACUGGUGGGCCAGCAUGUUCGCCUAUGAUCAGUAUGAGGGCUCCAUGGAGAACCUGUAUACGUGGAACGACAUGAAUGAGCCAUCAGUCUUCAACGGGCCGGAGGUGACCAUGCACAAGGAUGCGAUGCACGGAGCCUGGGAGCACCGUGACAUUCACAACUUGUAUGGCUUCUAUGUGCAAAUGGCCACAGCCGAGGGUCUGAUCCAGAGGUCAGGGGGAGUUGAGCGACCGUUUGUCCUGACCAGAGCCUUCUUUGCUGGCUCACAGCGCUACGGUGCUGUGUGGACAGGAGAUAAUGCUGCUGAGUGGGAACACCUUAAGAUCUCUAUCCCCAUGUGUCUGAGCCUGGGCCUGGUUGGAAUCUCUUUCUGUGGUGCUGACGUCGGUGGUUUCUUCAAGACUCCGAGCACUGAGCUGCUGGUGCGUUGGUACCAGACCGGCGCGUACCAGCCGUUCUUCAGGGCCCACGCCCACCUGGACACCCCCCGCCGAGAGCCCUGGCUGUUUGGUCCGGAAAACACGGCACUGAUCCGUGAAGCCGUGCGCCAGCGCUACACCCUGCUGCCCUACUGGUACCAGCAGUUCUACCACGCACACCGCACUGGACAACCCAUCAUGAGACCACUGUGGGUGGAGUAUCCUCAGGAUCCUGCUACGUUCGCUCUGGAUGACGAGUUCUUGAUCGGGAGAGACCUGUUGGUGCACCCAGUCACUGAGGAAGGAGCCAGGGGAGUCACCGCCUACCUGCCUGGCAAAGACGAGGUUUGGUUUGACGUCCACACCUUCCAAAAGCACAACGGGGCCCAGAACCUUUACAUCCCUGUCACCAUGAGUUCUAUCCCCGUGUUCCAGCGUGGCGGCUCCAUUAUUCCCAGGAAGAUUCGAGUUCGCAGGUCCUCCUCCUGCAUGAUGCACGACCCCUACACCUUAUAUGUGGCUCUUAACCCCCAGAGAACUGCAGAGGGUGAGCUCUACAUAGAUGAUGGCCACACCUUCAACUAUGAGAAGAAGGAGUUCAUCCACAGAAAGCUUUCCUUCGCCAAAAACAUCCUCUCUUCUGUGAACCUGGCUCCAGAUGCCCAGUUUUCCACCGGCUCCUGGGUUGAACGCAUUAUCAUACUGGGAGCCAGUAAGCCCAGCAAGGUUACCCUCAAGACUGCUGAUGGUCAGGAGAGCCAGCUAGAGUUUGACUUUGACGCCUCCAUGUCGGUAUUGACGCUUCGCAAGCCCGGAAUGAACGUGGGGUUAGACUGGAACGUGAUGCUUCAGUAACCAUGGAGACAUGAGGAGGCACAAGAGGAGAAACUGACUGAAAUGGACUGAACAGUAGAGAGAGAGAGAGAGAGAGGAAACACAAGGCACCGAUGCACAAGACUAACCUCAGCAAGACAACAGGAUAGCCAUCAUGGAAAAUACAGGACAUAAACGCACACACACACACACACACAACGCAUUAAAUACACAUAGAUUUCAUUCCUACACACACACACACACACACACACACACACACACACACACACACACACACACACACACACACACACACACACACGCACAACAAUGUAGACCUGUCAGUUGUACUGAGCCACUUAACAUCGCUGCCAUGUCCCUCUUGUGUUCAAUCUCAAUCACACUGUAAUACCUAACAACAAAAGAAGUUAGUACUAGAUAGAUGAUUAUGUUUGUUACAUUUACAAUUAGAUAACAAUUGAGAAUAAAAAUCAUGUAAUUGUAAUGAAUCCUUUAGGAAAAGAAAGAAAAUAUUCAGGCACACUUUUUAUUUUAUUUUUUAUUAUCCACUUUGUUGUCCAUCCAGUCUGCCUCAGAAGAAAGAUUACUGUUUGCUAUUUAAAAUGAAGGUUCACAUUCAAAGCACAUGCUCCACCUGCUGGUGAUUCCCUCUAUCUGUUUCUGACUUUAUGCUCUUAAAAAACUCAUUCCAGCCCUCUCCUAAAUGAAGCACUUCAAUCAGCUCAGAGCUCGACCUUCUGUACUCCUGCCACAUUUCAUAUAUUUUGGAGAGGACUUGCAGUAUUUUUCCCCAAACAUUGGAGGAAAUAAUCAUCUUUCUCACGAAUCCUGACCCGUAAAUUCUUGUCAAGUCUCUCCCUGAGCUUGUCAGUGAUGAAAUUUUGUGCAUGAAAAUGAUUAUUAUCAUCGCUUCAACGUGGAAGUGAUCGGGUUGUUAAACUGCUACACGCAGAGAUUUUCAGUGGUUGGGAAUUCCUUCAGGGGAGUGAACCACUGAUGUUUGCGGAUCAUCCUGUUAACGUGCUUUUUUUCUUUUAUUGAGUUAUUUUCCAAGCUUUGUUUACUAGAUUAUUUUUAAUGCACUUGAGGAAGAGUGAGAACUUUAAAAGUUGUUUAGAUUUUCAUGUGUUUCUAGAUGUCGGGAUCGUCCAAUGUGUCAUUUGGAUCUUAAUGAAUGGUUAAAAUGUAAUCCUUGAAAGGUGUUUCACUAGCAGAUGUUCAUUUAAAAACUUUUGAUUUAAACAACAAAUCAAUCCUAAAUGCACACAGAGCACUCAUAAAUAUUCAAAUGACUCUGGAGACCCUGGAUUGUCAAAUCAUUGGACCUUUUAGGGGUUUUGUUAUGAGUUUGUCUCCUUGAUUGUUUUAAUGAUCAUUAAUGUACAUGUUGCUGCAAUUUUGUUGGUGAUGGCUUGAAUUGGUGGAAAUGGAAGUGAAGUAACAGACUAAAAUUUGUAAGAUGUACUCUAAAAGACCAAGUGAAAAUAAAGUUGACCAAAUGUAUAAGAA
Molecule: messenger RNA, 4565 nt
Organism: Anoplopoma fimbria (sablefish)
Lineage: Eukaryota; Metazoa; Chordata; Actinopteri; Perciformes; Anoplopomatidae
Gene: ganabb
Product: glucosidase II alpha subunit b
Exons: 25
Coding region: 243-3077 (944 amino acids)
Biological process (GO): carbohydrate metabolic process; N-glycan processing
Cellular component (GO): glucosidase II complex
Molecular function (GO): glucan 1,3-alpha-glucosidase activity; carbohydrate binding
Source: RefSeq, a predicted model, not a curated record